Molecule: messenger RNA, 1019 nt
Organism: Trachymyrmex septentrionalis
Lineage: Eukaryota; Metazoa; Arthropoda; Insecta; Hymenoptera; Formicidae
Exons: 4
Coding region: 100-969 (289 amino acids)
Source: RefSeq, a predicted model, not a curated record
UUUGAUUAUCGUUGAUGAUUGCAUAUAUAUCCGCCGAAGCGGCCCGCAACAGAAAAUCUCUUCCUUUCGUAUGAAAAGACUCCAUAAAAGCAAUUCGGCAUGAAUUUACGGAGAUCGCGAGCAACGCGGCUCGCUGUAUUAAUUUCACUGAUCAUUAUCAACGCACGAUCUUGCGUCGCUGAAUCGAGCGGUGAAUAUCUUCAGAAGGCGAUGAUUGAGCUCCAGGAAUUAAAUGUGCCUUCUAAUAGUCUAACGAUGUACGAUCGAUUGUCGUCGAUGAACCUAGGCUAUCAGCAGGGCUAUCAUGAUUACAACAGGCAUCGCAAGGUCAGUAUCAACAAUGUCCAUCAAGGCAUGCAAAAGGCGAUUGCGGAUGUGACUGUCGAACCCGCGGGCAGCAUUAUACAGCAUUACGCAAUACGCGACUCCACCGCUAUGACUAGUCACUCGAAGAUGAAACAACCGGAGCCGCUAGCGUUCACACGAGCGGAAUUGGCCGCGUUAUACAAAAAGGCUUUGGAAAAAGGGUCAGCGAUCAGCGUAGCGUCGUUGAUGCAUGCUUUCAAUGCCGCAGGCGGCAACGGCAACGGCAACACGCCGUCCGAGACCGGUCAUCCGCAGCUACCGGUUAAACCGAUGUACAACUAUUACUUCUUUCCAUUGAAAAGUUUCGCGUCUGAGCUGCAGAGAGAUCAUCACCAACCCGCGAUCAUUCCAAUGUACGCAGCUAUGGAAACCACAGAGAGUACUCAGAAGCAGCUUAUGAAUCCACUCUUCGUAGCGAUCGGCACAUUCAUUAGCAUGGCACUUCUAUUUAUGAUGGGUGUAUUGUUUUUACCGAAACUGCCACACUUGGAACUUUUCAACGCACGAUUAGUCGACAACGAUGACUUUUUGCGUUUAACAACAUUUGUAAUGAAUGCCAUAAACGAACACAACCGCUGGCAGAAUUUCAACACAACUAGCUGAGAGUACAUAAAGUCUAAAGUACUGCAUUCUUACAUUAGAGAUGCAAAAUA